UAAAUAAACAUGAAACAUGGCUGCUUUAGACGAAAUAAAACGUCUUGAGUAUUUAUCUUUGGUGUCAAAAGUGUGCACGGAGUUGGAGAAUCAUCUGGGAAUAUGCGAGAAAGACCUGGCUGAAUUUAUCAUCAACCUCGCCGAAAAACACACAACCUUUGAGGAAUUUAAGACAGCUCUGUGUGAAAAUGGAGCUGACUUUACAGAAACCUUUAUUGCCAAUUUACUUCGACUUAUUCAAACUAUGCAGUCUUCACCAUCUACAAGUAAUGCUCAUCAGCCAAGGGGUGAAAAGGACGAGUUGAAAGAGAAAUAUCCCGCUCUUUGUAAACCAGAUGAUCCUGUGUGGAGGAUUCCACCCCGCAACACAGCUAGAGGCGAUGAGCAGGUAGCAGCAGCCGCCAUGAAGGAGCUGGAGAUGCUCAUGCCUAACUUCUGUGGAACGAGCUCUGAUAAUGGGUCAGACCAAAAGUUGCACAGUGACGGAGGUCAAAACACAGACAGACAAGUUGGUGGUCAUCGCAGUCGUUCGCCUGACGGAGAAACAAUCCCAAAACCAAAAAGGAAACGUCGAUGGAGUGACAAUCCUCCGAGCCCUCAGAAAGACGAAGACAACAACAACCAGAAAGACUCUCGCUUGCGAGAUACAGCUGUAGAUCGGCCUCCACCAGAGGAGCCUGUUGUGGGCGACAUCUACAACGGAAAAAUCAGCAGUAUUAUGCAGUUUGGCUGUUUUGUGCAGCUAGAGGGCCUCAGGAAACGCUGGGAGGGCCUGGUGCACAUCUCAGAGCUGCGCAAAGAAGGACGGAUAGCCAAUGUCGCUGAUGUUGUUACCAAAGGCCAAAAGGUGAAGGCUAAAGUCCUGUCCUUCACUGGAACCAAAGCCAGCCUUAGCAUGAAGGAUGUGGACCAGGGGACCGGGGAGGACCUGAACCCCAACCGGAGAAGAAACCUGGACCCUGUGGUCGGAGAGGAGGCCCUGAGGAACCCCGACCGCCCUGUGGAGGCCAUCGUGCUGGACAUAGAUGAAAACCCCAUGGAACGCAAACGCCUCGCCAAGAUAACUGACCUUGAGAAAUGGGAAAUUAAACAGAUGAUUGCAGCCAACGUACUUCCUAAAGAAGAGUUCCCGGAAUUUGACGAAGAGACGGGGAUCCUUCCCAAAAUAGAUGAAGAUGAAGAUCAAGAGCUGGAGAUUGAUCUGGUGGAUGACGAACCCCCCUUCCUGAGGGGACAGACGAAAUGGGGCGCCAAUAUGAGCCCCGUGAGGAUAGUAAAGAAUCCCGACGGCUCCCUCUCGCAGGCGGCCAUGAUGCAGAGCGCCCUGGCUAAGGAGAGGAGAGAGCUGAAGCAGUCGGCCCGCGCUGCAGAGCUGGACUCCAUCCCCACCGGCCUGCACAAGAACUGGGUCGACCCGAUGCCUGAUUAUUUAGGAAGGCAGAUUGCUGCCAACAUGAGAGGCAUCGGCGCUAUGCCUGCUGAUCUUCCAGAGUGGAAAAGACAUGCCUUCGGAGGGAACCAGGCGUCGUACGGCCAGAAGACAGAGCUCUCCAUCCUGCAGCAGAGAGAGAGUCUGCCUAUUUACAAGCUCAAGGAACAGCUUGUUCAGGCUGUCCACGACAAUCAGAUCUUAAUUGUAGUCGGAGAAACAGGGUCUGGUAAGACCACACAGAUCACUCAGUACCUGGCGGAGGCCGGCUACACCGCCCGGGGGAAGAUCGGCUGCACGCAGCCCCGCCGUGUGGCCGCCAUGUCCGUGGCCAAGAGGGUCUCUGAGGAGUACGGCUGCCGUCUAGGCCAAGAGGUUGGUUACACCAUUCGAUUUGAGGACUGCACCAGUAUUGAAACAGUGAUCAAGUACAUGACCCACGGCAUGCUGCAGAGGGAGUGUCUGCUGGACCCAGACAUGAGUCAGUAUACCCUCAUCAUGCUGGAUGAGGCCCAUGAGAGAACAAUCCACACUGAUGUGCUCUUUGGUCUUCUCAAGAAGACCAUACAAAAGCGCAAAGAGCUGAAGCUGAUUGUGUCCUCUGCUACACUGGAUGCUGUGAAGUUCUCUCAGUAUUUCUGUGAAGCGCCCAUCUUCACCAUCCCAGGAAGAACGUUCCCAGUGGAGGUUCUGUACUGCAAGGAGCCUGAGACGGACUACCUGGAUGCCAGUCUCAUCACUGUCAUGCAGAUCCAUCUGACUGAACCUCCAGGGGACCUCCUGGUGUUUCUGACGGGACAGGAAGAGAUCGACACUGCUUGUGAGAUCCUGUACGAGAGAAUGAAGUCCCUGGGGCCGAAUGUUCCUGACCUGAUCAUUCUGCCAGUUUAUUCUGCCCUGCCCAGUGAGAUGCAGACCAGGAUCUUUGACCCCGCACCCCCCGGCAGCAGAAAGGUCAUCAUUGCCACUAACAUUGCAGAGACAUCUCUUACUAUCCAUGGAAUCUACUACGUGGUGGACCCUGGCUUUGUUAAACAGAUCAUUUAUAACUCAAAGACCGGCAUCGACCAGCUUGUUGUGACUCCCAUAUCACAGGCGCAGGCCAAGCAGCGGUCCGGGCGGGCGGGCAGGACGGGUCCGGGGAAGUGUUACCGGCUCUACACUGAGAGGGCCUACAGAGACGAGAUGCUGACCACCAACGUGCCGGAGAUCCAGAGAACCAGCUUAGCCAGCACGGUGCUCUCUCUGAAGGCCAUGGGCAUCAACGACCUCCUGGCUUUUGACUUCAUGGACCCCCCUCCCAUGGAGACGCUGAUCAUCGCCAUGGAGCAGCUGUACACUCUGGGAGCGCUGGAUGAUGAAGGCUUACUCACACGGCUGGGAAGAAGGAUGGCAGAGUUUCCUCUGGAGCCCAUGCUGUGUAAGAUGUUGAUCAUGUCCGUCCAUCUGGGCUGCAGUGAAGAGAUGCUCACCAUUGUCUCCAUGCUGUCUGUGCAGAACAUCUUCUACAGACCUAAGGACAAACAGGCCCAGGCUGACCAGAAAAAGACAAAGUUCUUCCAGCUGGAGGGAGACCACCUGACCCUGCUGUCUGUCUACAACUCCUGGAAGAACAACAAGUUCUCCAACCCCUGGUGUUUCGAGAACUUCGUCCAGGCUCGCUCCUUAAAGAGAGCCCAGGACAUCCGCAAGCAGAUGCUGAGCAUCAUGGACCGACACAAGCUGGACGUGGUAUCUUGUGGAAAAGCUACAGUGCGGGUCCAGAAAGCCAUCUGCAGCGGUUACUUCAGGAACAGUGCCAGGAAGCACCCCCAUGAUGGCUACCGUACCCUGAUCGACCAGCAGGUGGUGUACCUCCACCCCUCCAGCACCCUCUUCAACCGACAGCCUGAGUGGCUUGUGUACCAUGAGUUGGUGCUGACGACCAAGGAGUACAUGCGGGAGGUGACCACCAUCGACCCCCGCUGGCUGGUGGAGUUCGCCCCAGCGUUCUACAGAGUGGCCGACCCUCAUCGCCUCAGCCGGCAGAAGAAGCAGCUGAAACUGGAGCCUCUGUACAACCGCUACGAGGAGCCCAACGCCUGGAGAAUCUCCCGCGCCUUCAGACGACGCUGAAUACUUCCUGUGCCUCACAUUAUUAUUUCAUGUGGACAAUCUGUGUAGUUGAUACUGACUGAGAAAUAGACUUAAUAUUGCUUUUCCAAAAUGGCCUUUUCUUGGAUUAGAAUUUUAUAUUCAUUCAGUAAUGCUUUAUUUAGCCUUGAUAUCCUUGUCUUAAAUUGGUCAACACUUCCUGUAUUGCAUUUUCUAUUAGGGUGACAUUAGGGUGAUAAAUGUUAUUGUUAAGAAAUUGCAAUAUUGAUAAUUGUUUUUCGUAAUUGUAGAUAAACACUGGAUGCACUUUUAA
This is a messenger RNA of Trematomus bernacchii (emerald rockcod), 3836 nucleotides long. Its product is annotated as ATP-dependent RNA helicase DHX8-like. Gene Ontology annotation, cellular component: intracellular anatomical structure; catalytic step 2 spliceosome. The record is from RefSeq and is a predicted model, not a curated record. The transcript has 23 exons. Gene Ontology annotation, molecular function: RNA helicase activity; RNA binding; ATP binding. Gene Ontology annotation, biological process: mRNA splicing, via spliceosome; spliceosomal complex disassembly. The coding region runs from base 17 to 3544 and encodes 1175 amino acids. NCBI's taxonomy places the organism in Eukaryota, Metazoa, Chordata, Actinopteri, Perciformes, Nototheniidae.